Messenger RNA from Mycena indigotica, 1809 nucleotides. RefSeq names its product Tripeptidyl-peptidase sed3. Bases 1 to 1809 code for a protein of 602 amino acids. The record is from RefSeq and is a predicted model, not a curated record. NCBI's taxonomy places the organism in Eukaryota, Fungi, Basidiomycota, Agaricomycetes, Agaricales, Mycenaceae. Gene Ontology annotation, biological process: proteolysis. Gene Ontology annotation, molecular function: tripeptidyl-peptidase activity; serine-type endopeptidase activity. The transcript has 13 exons.
AUGCUCACGACCACCUUCUUUUGGACCACAACUGCGCUCAUCGCUGCAGUUUCCGCAUCACCGCUGAGCGCCAGACAAGGAUACCACCAACAAUAUCGCCGGAGUGCCCCUGAAGGCUUCACGUGGAAGAGUACCGCGCCAUCAGAUUAUGGCCUCAAGCUCCGGAUAGCGCUUGCCUCCAACGACGCCCCAGGACUCCAGCGGGCUCUUUUGGACGUCUCGACGCCAGGUUCGGAAAACUACGGAAAGCAUCUCACCAAGGAUGAGGUGAACGGCUUCCUAGCUCCGACUCCCCAAGCCCUUGCAGCUGUUACAAACUGGCUAGGCAAUAACAAUGUCUCCUCCACCUCUGGAGUCUCUGGAGAUUGGCUCACAAUCAAUGUUCCCGUUGCCAAAGCCAACGCCCUCCUCAGCGCCAACUUUGAGAUGUUUGAACACACGGACUCGGGAAAUGUCUACGCCCGUACUCUCAAUCUGGCCUUACCCGAUUCGGUUGCGCCUUUCAUCGAGCACAUCUUCCCCACAACCGAGUUCAAUUCCCCGAUGGAGGUCAGGCCUGUCAUGUCGCUUCCCGAGACAAAAGGUCUCGGCCGUCGUCAAGCCGGAGGAAAGGCACAAAGAGGCCCUGUGACUCCUGGCGAGUACCUCGGCUUUCUUGACACCUUUAUGCUCAUGAACGUGAUACAGAAAGCCUGCAAAAGCUCUAUGGCAUUCCAGCCAAGGCUGCGACACAGAAAUCGAACAACAUCAUUGUUCCCGGUCCGUCUUAUAUGUUCAACUUACGACGAACAUGCUUAUAAUUAUUUGCCAGGUUUCCUUGGCCAAUUCGCACAGGGAGCAGAUCUCCAGACCUUCCUCACCAACUUCCGUAAAGAUACCGACCCCCGCCCCGUCGUUCGCGUGCAAACCCUCGAUGGAGGUCAGAACCCACAGAGCGCUCAACAAGCAGGAGUUGAAGCUCUUGACAUUCAAUACACCGUUGGUGUUGCUACUGGUGUCCCCGUCACCUUUGUUUCCGUCGGCAACCAAGUUCAGGAUGGCGCACUCGGUGGAUUCCUCGACAUCAUCAACUUUUUCCUUGGAGUCAAGGACGCUGAUGUCCCGCUUGUGAUGAGCACUUCCUACGGCUUGAACGAAGAGGACCUCCCCCCAGCCCUUGAGACAAAGCUCUGCAACGCCUACGCGGCCCUUGGCGCCCGUGGAUCGUCGAUUCUCUUCGCUUCUGGUGACGCGGGAGUUAACGGCGGUGUCAAGAGACGGCAAUGCAAGAAGUUCCUCCCAGCCUUCCCCUCCACCUGCCCCUUCGUGACUUCCGUCGGCUCUACUUUCGGUGGAUCCAUCGAAGUUGAAACCGGCUCGAAAUUCUCCAGCGGUGGAUUCUCUGAUGUCUUUGCUAUGCCGGACUACCAGACCAAGGCAGUGAACGACUAUCUUGCUCUCCUUGGAAACAAGAACGCAGGGCUCUUCAACACGAAAGGCCGUGCAUUCCCUGAUGUUGCCGCUCAAGGCGAAAACUUCCAAGUUGUCAACGGUGGACGAUUAGGUGGCGUGGAUGGAACAUCGGCCUCGUGCCCUGUAUUCGCCAGCGUCAUCGGUCUUAUCAACGAUGAGCUUAUCGGAGCAGGAAAGAAGCCAUUGGGUUUCCUCAAUCCAUUCCUGUACUCCAAUGCUGGCGCCAUGAACGACAUCACUCUCGGUAACAACCCUGGCUGCGAUACUGAUGGAUUCCCGGCACUCAAAGGCUGGGACCCCGUCACCGGACUGGGAACGCCCAACUUCGAGAAAUUGAGGAAAGCGGCUGGUCUAUAA